This is a messenger RNA of Microbotryum saponariae, 306 nucleotides long. The record is from the annotation of a GenBank genome assembly. Lineage: Eukaryota; Fungi; Basidiomycota; Microbotryomycetes; Microbotryales; Microbotryaceae.
AUGGUGAGAGCCCACUUGGCCUCGCUUUCAGCAUUGGGGGUGCCCUUCCGCGCCACCUCGCCAACACCUUUCCCAUUUGGCGAUCUCGGACCUGUGAUCACUUCGACUAUUCGGGAGCAAAUACCCAUAAUGCUCAAAUAUCGCUUGCGGCCUCCCCCAACAGAGACAUACAGUCUCAACCGCAAACUCAGCGGCGUGUUCCUGUUGUGCGAGCAUUUAGGCAGCCAUGUCAACGCUCGUGAAUUAUUGGAUGAUCGUCUGGGGAAUACGCUGUCCCUUCGAGCUAAGACGGUGGAACUCGGCUAG